This is a messenger RNA of Mercenaria mercenaria, 2267 nucleotides long. RefSeq lists its product as uncharacterized. The record is from RefSeq and is a predicted model, not a curated record. Gene Ontology annotation, molecular function: protein binding. Bases 84 to 647 code for a protein of 187 amino acids. The transcript has 2 exons. Lineage: Eukaryota; Metazoa; Mollusca; Bivalvia; Venerida; Veneridae.
UCUAGUGUCUGCUCAAGUUCAUAUCUAUUUAGAUAUAUUUGUAAAUCAUAUUGAAGCCUGUGGUAUUAAGUCAAAGAAUAAAUAUGUUAAUUAUUUUUAUUGUAAUUUUUACUCCACACAGUGCGUCAGGAUAUUUGACCGAACUUUCCGACGGAAAUAAAUGUCAAAGAUUCAUGUGUGAAUAUGAGAUACGAGAAACACUUACAAAUCUUAUAGAUAGAAUUUCUAAAUUGGAAGCGCAACAGAGACCGGCAGUAUCGGCCUACGUACGUUUAUCUGAAACAACAACCCUCGGAACAUCCGGAAGAGUCAAGUAUAAUAUUGAAAUUACCAACAUUGGUGGAGCUUACAACUUUGAGGCUAGUCAGUUCACUGUUCCCGUGCCCGGUAUCUACAUAGUUGACGUGACCGCGUGUGUGACGAACUCUGAAGCCAUGAACAUAGAUAUCAUGAAAGACGGUCUUAAAAUUGGAGUUGUGAGGUCUGGAUCCCCGGAUUAUGUUGACUGUUCAUCAGCUUCCCUAAGCAUCCAUCUUGACGCUGGAGACAAUAUCUGGGCGCAGCGUGGUGUACCUUCUUAUUCACACAGCUUGUUUGAGGGACGCGGAUGGAACUCCUUCACAGCGACACUCAUACAUGCAGACUAGAUUCAUGUUUUAUGCUCUGUGCAUAAACAGACUGAUACAUAAUGGAUUUGUGUCCAAUUUAUAUUAGGAAAAUGUUGAAUUGUUGCACGACUGGGUGAAUCCCCAACCGAAGAAAUGAUAACAUUAAUGCAGGUUGGGGGUCACCAAAUACACAUUCUAAUGCUUUAAAGAUAUUUAAUGUGCGUCUUAGAAGUGUAUUUUUGGCACUAACAUUUUCAUCAAAUGAGACCAACUUGAUUAAAUACAUGUAUAUAAUUUAAUGUUUGUAGAGCUACAUAACAGUCAUCUGUAAAAAAAAAAAGCCGUAGAUGUAUUAGGAGUGUACUACAUGUUCUUUAAACCUAAUUCACAAAACUGUUUAUAUAGGAGAUAUCGCCGUGACGUCACGCAUUAACAUCUGUUUAUCUGGUGAUGGGCAAAACAAAUGUUUGACAUCGUUUCUGUAUGACAUAGGAAUUUUCAAUUUUUAAUAACUUUUUCGCUCAUUAUGGAUUUUCAAAAUUCAAAAAGUUUUGAAAUACUUACAAUUUUCAAAUUUUCGUAUUCAAAUAUCUUUUUUCAAUGAAUAACCGUUUUAAAGCAGCAUGCCUCCAGAUUUGGCUAAAAAUAAUCUUUCUUUCAAAUUGAAGUUUUGGUCAUUUUAUGAACAUUAGAUUAUGAAUGUUUGUCUCUAAAAUAUUUUAAACAUUCCAAAUCAAUAAAGAAAAGAUGACCGCGUCGGGAAUCGAACGCUGGACCGCCGCGGCAAUAAAGAAAUUUUCUCGUCGUCGUAACUAAUAGCGCUAUAGCUGAAGUAGUGAAUAAUGACUUCGAAAUAUCAGAUAUUUAAAAUUGAGACAGUUUUCAUCGUACAAAGUAGUAAAAACAGCAAAUUCUCAUGUAAAGAAAUAUAGCAUUUAUCUCAAGAUAUUAAAAAGAUUUUUUUUUGUCGCACGGUCUGGAGGCAAAUGACAUAAUUUUAAAAGCGGCGUAGUGAUGUUCAAAACUGUUAGAUGUUUUUUACACUGUAAGUUAAGCGUUCAUAAUUAAUCCAAUUUAUUUCGAAAUAACAAUUAAAAGUAGUUAAUAAAUUGCUUGUUUUAUAACCUUUCCAUUGAUACAAAAAUAUUGAUAUUAUUUGUGUUUAAGAAAGUUUAGACCGUUAGAAAAACACCACUGUUAAUACAAAAAAACUUUGACAGUCGGCUUCUGCCCACCCGAUCACAGUCUUAUAGGUUGUAAAAAUAGAAAAUACACCGGAUUUGUAUACAAACACGAUCUCUCCUAAACAGUUCGUUUUUGUAAACACCAUGUUUGUAAACAUUAAAGACUGCGUUUUGUAACCUUAACUCCGGCUUCCAUAAUUUAGUGUUUCUAAUAUAAGAAAAACGUGAGCUCAAGCUAAAACAAAACAUAAUCAGAAAGUAGAAAGGUCAUUUUGUAAGUAGAGAAAUUUUGAAAUUGAAAAACCUGUAAAUACGUAUGACCUAGUAAUCAAACUGUACAUAAACAUUUUUAAUUUUAUAUUUACAUAGAUAUUAUGAAGUUUUAGUACAUUUUCUAAUAUAUCUUAAAUUCUUUGUGUUGAAAUGAAAGGAUCACCUUUAAACCAUUUUGAGAAAUAAAGAAUAAUUGUGUUCA